CCGAUCGAUAAGGAGCCACGGAGAGACAAGCGGGGGAGAGGGGUGGAAUGUGCGAUCCUUAGCUGCAUCAGUGUCGUUUGUGACUUUCUCACUUUUUUCAAAUCUCUUUCUCUCCCUCACGCGCACGCUUGUUUGAUUCGGUUAUACAUCCCACUUCUUUUCCUUGCGCCGGCUUCGUUGUUGCCAAGAUGGGUCUCACCACAGAACUACAGAACCAGACAUCACAACCGCAGUCGAGAUCCGACUGCCCGGGCUUGACCGCGUUGCCCUCACUCCCCCUCUUCCUCGCGGCCAAAGAACAUGUGCAGAGUCGCCCCGAGCAUAUUGCCGUAGACGAUGCCACCAAGGGCCAACAAUUCACUUUCCGGCAGCUUCUGGCCGAUACGGCUGCGUUGAAGCAACACCUUCUUGAGACACUCUCGCUCACGGAAACCGGGGACUUGGACGAGCGUCGGGUCGCUUUCCUGGUGCCCAAUGGUUACGACUACGUGGUUACACAAUGGGCUAUCUGGGCGGCGGGGGGCGUCUGCGUGCCACUUUGUACCUCUCACCCGGUCAAGGAGCUUCUGUAUACGAUCGGUGACUCAGACCCCGCCGUGAUCAUCCUGCAUCCCACUUUCGCCGGAACCCAAGAAGCCCUGUUCCAGGCGGGCCUGAACAGCAGCAGCAAUAACCAUGAAAUUCCAUUCAUGAGUCUUACCCCUCACCAGCAAAAGCAAGAGGCCGAACUAUCGUCGCUCCCGCUUCCCGAAUUCUUCUCUUUGGAGUCCCAAUCAUGGCCCCUCACCCGGCGAGCGUUGAUGAUUUACACCUCCGGAACUACCGCCAAUCCCAAGGGCUGCGUCACGACGCACAAAAACAUCACCUUCCAGGCGCAAUGCCUGGUCGAGGCGUGGAAGUACUCACCCUCGGACCGGCUCAUCCACGUGCUUCCGCUCCAUCACGUGCACGGCAUUAUUAACGGCAUCACAGCCUGUCUGCUCUCCGGCGCCACUCUGGAGAUGCACCCCAAGUUCGACCCGCAGGUCAUUUGGCGCCGAUGGACCGAGGGCGGAUCGACGAUGUUCAUGGCCGUGCCGACUAUUUACUCCCGGCUGGUUGAUGACUUUGAGACCCGCAUCCAGGGCACCCCACAGGAGGAGGCAGCGCGGGCCGGGGCCCAAGCCCUGCGACUGGUCGUUAGCGGCUCUGCUGCCCUUCCGACGCCGAUCAAGAAGAAGUUUGCCGCGAUUACGGGCGGCCAGGUGCUACUGGAGCGGUACGGGAUGACCGAAAUCGGGAUGGGGAUCAGUUGUGGUUUGCCCGUGGAGCAGCGGAUCGACGGGAGCGUGGGGUGGCCGCUGCCGGGCGUCGAGGUUCGGCUGACGGAGAAGGAUACGGGCCGGAUUAUUGAAGGAGAGGACGAGGACGGAAUGAUUGAGAUUCGCGGCGAUAAUGUGUUCCGCGAGUACUGGCGGCGUCCCGAGGCUACGGCCAAGGAGUUUACGGAGGACGGUUGGUUCAAGACGGGCGAUGUAGCCAGGAGGAAUGCGCAAGGCGCGUAUUUCAUUCAGGGGCGUGCGUCGGUGGACCUGAUCAAGUCUGGAGGGUAUAAGAUCUCGGCCUUGGAGGUGGAGCGGAAGAUGCUGGGGUUGGAAGCGAUCCAGGAGGUGGCGGUUGUUGGGUUGGCGGACGAGGAAUGGGGACAGAGGGUUGCAGCCGUGGUCAAGCAACGAGCCGGCACUGAACCUCUCGAACUAACCAGCCUGCGCGCGCAGCUCAAGAAGGAAAUGGCAUCGUACAAGGUACCGACUGUGCUGAAGCUGGUCGACGCCAUCGAGCGUAACGCGAUGGGCAAGGUGAACAAGAAGACGAUUGUGAAGAAGUAUUGGCCGGAGCUGGCAGCUUAGACUCUGAGAUCGAGAGAUGAGUAUACACUAGAGCUUGAAGAGCAAGCAUGCGAUCAGAAUUCAAAAAUACUC
Aspergillus homomorphus CBS 101889 is the source of this 1961-nucleotide messenger RNA. RefSeq names its product acyl-CoA synthetase. NCBI's taxonomy places the organism in Eukaryota, Fungi, Ascomycota, Eurotiomycetes, Eurotiales, Aspergillaceae. The record is from RefSeq and is a predicted model, not a curated record. The transcript has 4 exons. The coding region runs from base 189 to 1889 and encodes 566 amino acids. Gene Ontology annotation, biological process: fatty acid metabolic process. Gene Ontology annotation, molecular function: medium-chain fatty acid-CoA ligase activity.